Mobula hypostoma (lesser devil ray) is the source of this 3198-nucleotide messenger RNA. RefSeq names its product dynactin subunit 6 (gene dctn6). Gene Ontology annotation, biological process: mitotic spindle organization. The coding region runs from base 16 to 651 and encodes 211 amino acids. Gene Ontology annotation, cellular component: dynactin complex. The transcript is spliced from 7 exons. Gene Ontology annotation, molecular function: dynein complex binding. The record is from RefSeq and is a predicted model, not a curated record. Lineage: Eukaryota; Metazoa; Chordata; Chondrichthyes; Myliobatiformes; Myliobatidae.
UGACGCGUCAUUACCAUGCCGGAGACGGGACGACGCGCAUGCGUGCCGGCCGUGAGGAGUGGCAAGAUGGAGACCGCGUCAGGGAGGUUGGUGCAGAAAAGUGUUAAAAUUGCAGCUGGAGCUGUUGUCUGUGUGGAAAGUGAAAUCAAAGGAGAUGUAACUAUUGGUCCUAGGACAGUAGUUCACCCUAAGGCUCGUAUUAUCGCAGAAGCAGGACCGAUCGUCAUUGGAGAAGGGAACUUGAUUGAAGAACAAGCACUUAUUAUUAACAGCUAUCCAGAAAAUCUUGUGCCUCAAAAGGAAGAUAUUGAACCUAAGGUUAUGACUAUUGGAACAAACAAUGUAUUUGAAGUUGGUUGCCAUUUUGAAGCUCUGAAGAUUGGAGAUAACAAUGUAAUUGAAUCUAAAGCAUAUAUAGGUAGAAAUGUGAUCCUAACCAGUGGAUGUAUUAUUGGAGCCUGCUGUCAUGUAAAUUCCUGUGAAGUUAUUCCAGAAAACACAGUUAUCUAUGGAGUAGAUUGUAUGCGAAGAGUACAGUCAGAACGCCCACAGCCACAAACUCUGCAGCUUGAUUUCCUGAUGAAGAUCUUGCCUAAUUAUCAUCACCUGAAGAAAACAGUGAAAGGAUGUUCCACUCCAAUAAAAAGCUGAAGAGGACCAGAAUCUGAGUUCUGCAGAGGAGCUAAUUUAUUUUGUUAUGAGCUUGGUAUCUGAAAAACAGCAGCCAUGCUGAAGUAGGAGAAACAAUUGCAUGUAGAACUUUAUCCUGUAGUAUGUAAUGUGUCCUUCAUGAUUAAAUGAAAAUAUAAUUUGUUAUAACAAUUGUUAAUUUGUUUCAGUUAACUUGGUCAGUUCUUGUUUUCACUAUUUAGUUAAUCCCAUUCUUUUAAAGAAAUUAUGUAAAUAUUACAGCAAUCUUAAUGUGGACAAAAAACGAACUUUAAAGACAAAGGACAGUACAAAACUUGUUGGUCUUCAGUUUAUUUUGCAUAAAAUGAAUAGUUCUCCUCCCCCUUCCAUAUUAUUAUAUACUUAUGAAGAAGCUGAAACUAAAAAUGCCGCAGUUCAGUAUAGUAGAUUACCAUGGUAAUGAAGCGAUCUGUGAGAUGCCACUAUAGCUUGGUGUUCCAGACUUUGGAGUUCAAUUCUAUAAGGAAUUUGUACGUUCUCCUCGUGGGUUUCCUCCGGUUGCUCUGCAGUCCAAAGGUGUACCAAUUAGUAAUUUAAUUGGUCGUUGUAAAUUGUCCUGUGCUUAGACCCAUUGGGCCAGAAGGGCCUGUCUCAUGCUGUAUCUCCAAAUAAAAUAAAACAGAUAAAAUAUUUAAUAUUAGCUACUUGAUUCCAUUUUCAACAAUUAUCAACUUUUAUUGAUUUUGGUGUAAAUUUGAUUAAGUAAAAAAUACUUAUCCAAAACUUAAAUUACCAACACUGAUUGUGAGGAAAGUAGUUAUAAUGUAUGAUUUACCUACUUUACAAUAAUAAAUGGAAUUUUAAAGUAUUUUAUUGAACAUCCUGAGAUCAUGACAAGCCUAACAGGUGUGCAAUUUAUUACUGAAAGUACUUAGAUAUUGAUUGUCAUACCAGUAGGUAUAUUUUGACGGCAGUCAUAACUUAAAGACUUUCUUCUUUGUGGUUGAAAUUUCUGUGUGGUUUAACAAUUAACUGCAUGGUUUUGUUUUACUGUAGUUACUUUAUAAGCUUCCAUAAUGAGCGAGUUUGGCAGCAGCACACUGAUAGGACCAUAAGACACAGGAUCAGAAUUAGUCCAUUCAUCCAAUGGGGUCUGCUUCACCAUUUCAUCAUGACUAAUUUAUUAUCCCUCUCGACCCCAUUCUCCUGCCUUCUCCCUAUAGCCUUCGACACCCUUACGAAUCAGGAACCUAUCAACCUCCACUUCAAAUAUACCCAAAGGCAGCCUCCACAGGCAAUGAAUUCCACAGAUUCAUCACCCUCUGGCUAAAGAAAUUCCUCCUAAUCUCUGUCCUAAAGGGACAUCCCUCUAUUCUGAAACUGUGCCUUGGACUCCACCCCCCCCCACCCCCACAAUAGGAAACAUCCACUCUAUCUAGGUGUUUCAAUAUUCAAUACAUUUUAAUUCCAAUGAGUACUGGCUCAGAGCCAUCAAACGCUUCCCAUGCGUUAACCCUUUUAUUUGUUUUCAAAUGUUUUUAUUGUGAAGCAACAUCAGUUUAACCAGAACCAACAAUGUCCUAAAGUACAAUGCUUCUGUUUUCUUUCCUAUAACAACAUAAUGAAAGUCAAAUGAAUGUAUGUAUAGUAAACAAGCAAAAAGCAAAGGAAACUGUACCACCCCGUCUCCUUUCCCCUUCCCUGUUCUACCCUCCCCUCACCCCUCCCGUAUGUGCUGUCCAGGUCCUACCGCCCCCCACACUUCGUUCAGCUGUCAAUCUCUUCUAAAUACAACAGUAAUGGUUACCAGAUUUUUUCAAAUUCCUUGAGUCUCUCCUUGAUAACGUAUCUUAUCCUCUCUAGAUGCAGAGUAUCCAUUAAUGCAGCCAGCCAUUGUCUGAGUGAUGGAGUUUCCUCUUUUUUCCAGAACAUCAGUAUGAGUUUCUUUCCAUUAAGUAUGCCGUAGGUCAGGAGUUGUUGCUGGGUAGCUUCGAAUUUAUUUGACCUCGCAGAAGUUCCAAAAAUUAUUAAAAUGGAGUCUGGUAUUAUCGGAACCUUCAGUACCUUCGAUAGGACCUCAAAUAUUUGCUUCCAAUGCUCUUGUAUCCUGGCACAUAAAGCAUAACCGAGGCCCCAAAUCCUCGGCUUUGCCUGUUGCGGGGGCCGGGGUUGGGGUCGAAGCACUCGGCAGAGAUGGUGUUCGGUGCUCGGUGUCGGAGAGCUGGUCUGAGGCUCGGAGUUUUCAGACGGACUCGGAGUCGGACUGUGGUCGGAUGCUUCCAGUAUUUUGCAUCAGCAAGUUGGCGCUGGAGGUUCACCGUCUGCGUGAGAUGAUGGGACUUUCGAGAGACUUUGAGACUUUUACCAUGCCAUGGUCUGUUCUUAUCAAAUUAUGGUAUUGCUUUACACUGUUGUAACUAUAUGUUAUAAUUAUGUGGUUUUUGUCAGUUUUUAAGUCGGUUUGUCAUGUGUUUCUGUGAUAUCAUUCUGGAAAAACAUUGUAUCAUUUCUUAAUGCAUGCAUUACUAAAUGACAAUAAAAGAGGACUGCGUGUCCUUAUAAUCUAAU